Messenger RNA from Lottia gigantea (owl limpet), 1584 nucleotides. RefSeq lists its product as hypothetical. The transcript has 21 exons. Gene Ontology annotation, biological process: transmembrane transport. Gene Ontology annotation, molecular function: transmembrane transporter activity. The record is from RefSeq and is a predicted model, not a curated record. The coding region runs from base 1 to 1584 and encodes 527 amino acids. NCBI's taxonomy places the organism in Eukaryota, Metazoa, Mollusca, Gastropoda, Lottiidae.
AUGGGUGGAUUUUGCGAGGAGAAAAUGAUGAUUUUGGAUCUCUCGGACAAUGAAAUUGAGAAACGUAGAAAAUAUCGUGAACGUGUUAUGUUCUGGAUUUUAAUGUGGACUUCGUUUUUGGGCUAUGUGAUGUUUUCUAUGCCUGGUCCCCUUUUACCCUUAGAGGCUGGAAAGAAAGGCACCUCCCAAACUACUGUUGGUUUUAUAUUUAGUUGUUUUGAGUUCGUCAUCUUUGUUACCUCUCCUAUUUUUGGAUAUUUUUUAACAAAAAUAGGACCCAAGUUUUUGUUUGUUUCUGGUAUUUUUAUAUGUGGUUGCUGCUCUGUUUUAUUUGGAGUACUAGACAAAUGUCCACCAGGAAAUAUAUUCAUUGUUAUGUGCUUCUUGUGUCGAACGGUUGAAGCUCUUGGAUGCUCUAUGUUUGUCACUGCCAGUUUUGCUAUAAUUGCCUACGAAUUUCCAAACAGUGUAGCCACAGUCUUUGGCACUUUAGAGACCUUUAGUGGUCUGGGCUUAAUGUUGGGACCACCAAUCGGAGGAGCUUUAUAUGAGCUUGGUGGUUAUGGGUUGCCAUUCUGGGUAAUGGGUAGUGUGUUAAUUUUAUGUGGUCUAGUUUCAUUUUGCUUGAUGCCUGAAGAAGAUGAAACUCGACCUCCCUUCAAAGGAUCCCUUCUAUCAAUAUUACGCAGUCCAUUAGUUAUGGUGGUGUGUUUCACUAUAUUCUGUGGCUCAUUUUCUCUAGGAUUUUUAGAUCCAACAUUAGCAUCACAUUUAGAAAAAUUUAAUUUGAGUACAUUUGAAGUAGGGUUGAUAUUUCUUUGUGCUCCUGGAGUGUACGGGUUGACAGCACCAAUAUUUGGCUAUCUUGGAGAUUCCACGGGUUGGGUAGGAGGUAUGAUGGCAGUCGGUUGUGCCACAUCAGGUGUGAUGUUCCUCUUCCUGGGUCCAGCUCCCUUCCUACCAUUCCUGCCAUAUACUCUAUGGUUAAUCAUUGUUACAUUACUUGUAUUUGGAGCCACAGUAGGAGUGGCACUUAUAACAACAUUUAAAGGCAUUUUAAAUGGGGCAAAGCAGUUGGGUUUUGAGGAAAAUUUAGAUACUUUUGGUUUAGUGAGUGGUUUGUUUAAUUCAACAUUUUCUUUAGGGGCAUUUGUGGGUCCAUCUUUAGGUGGUGUAAUAGCAGAUCGUUAUGGUUUUGACUGGGCUUCAGCGUCCUGUGGAUUCCUGUAUAUAGUAGCUGUUUUUGUUAAACUGAGAAACCUAAAACUUUUUACCAAAUUGAUUUAUGAAGAGAAUCAGGUUUUUGUUAGACUGAGAAACCUAAAACUUUUUACCAAAUUGAUUUAUGAAGAGAAUCAGGUUUUUGUUAGACUGAGAAACCUAAAACUUUUUACCAAAUUGAUUUAUGAAGAGAAUCAGGUUUUUGUUAGACUGAGAAACCUAAAACUUUUUACCAAAUUGAUUUAUGAAGAGAAUCAGGUUUUUGUUAGACUGAGAAACCUAAAACUUUUUAUCAAAUUGAUUUAUGGAGAGAAGUUUUUGUUAAACAUUGAGUAUAAAAGUAAAAUGGUUCUCACUGGCUAA